This is a messenger RNA of Paramuricea clavata, 6497 nucleotides long. The record is from the annotation of a GenBank genome assembly. NCBI's taxonomy places the organism in Eukaryota, Metazoa, Cnidaria, Anthozoa, Malacalcyonacea, Plexauridae.
CCCGGUCCUUUCUUGUCGUCUAACUUCAUCCAAAUGUUCUUCUAUCUCUGUAAUAUCAACAUGUUUUCUCCAGCUACGCUUAGACUUCUUACUCACACGUUUUCGUUUCUUUUUAACAUUGUCUUGAGCGUUUUCAACUCCUUUUCCCGACUCCAUUUUGAAAUAUUUAAAAACACGUGGCUCACCGCCUGUUCGCAGGCUACACGCUGCUUGGAUUACGCAAUACUUUUGCAAUAUAUCAAAAAAGCAAAUUAGGCCUCAAAAUAUGGAUUCAAAGUAUGCACAAAAACUUAAAUUCUUUUUUACCGACAUGUUCUUUAAUACUAUUGCCUUUGAAUAGUUUCAUAAAAUACAUUUAUAUAUAAACGGAGUUGUAGCUACAAAAUGAAUAUUAUCUAGAAUAUCAAAUACAAUACGCUUUGUUCUUCUCAAAGUAUUUAUAUUAUAAAGAGUUCCUGUAGCUUGAAAACUCAAGAAUACAAUAAAAUUUCCAAAUACCUCUUUGCAACGAGUUAAAACACCCACACACAGCUUUAUGUAGAGUUUUUUAGCCCCGGAAAGAUAUCGGGACGAGGUGGCCGAGUGGUUAAGGCGAUGGACUGCUAAUCCAUUGUGCUCUGCACGCGUGGGUUCGAAUCCCAUCCUCGUCGAUAACUUUUUAUUUCAUUUUUCCUUUUUUUUUCUCAUUCGAAAGCCUCCAACUUUCUCCGAAAGGCGUUCGUUUAUACAUUUCAACAAAGUUUACAUCUCCAAAAAUUCUUUUAAAAAUUUUGACGCAAAAAUGUUCACAGAAAAUUUAAAUUCCAGUGUUACUAUGGCAACCAAUGUUGGUUUAGGUUCGAUCAAAAGAUCAAGGCAUAAACAGUCCAUCUUUUAAUAAACCUGCUUUUAAUUUAUUGUGUCUGCAGGAUUCUGCUUUAAAUCUCGAAAUCUUAUUCAGCAUAUUGAAAAAAAUGAGCUGAGGGGUUGGUGGUUAAUUAAAGAAACAAAAACGAUGGAUAUCACUGACCUAUUCUAGCCAUUUUUACCUUCUAUGCUACAAUGCAAAGUAAGUGGUUGUUUAUAAAACACCUCAAAAGACCUUAUAUUCUUUUCGUAUUUCUACCAAAUUAUUGAAAUAGAUAGCUCCAUUAUUAAGUUGUGUUUUGUGUCAAUACUAAUCCGUUUUCUCCACAGAAUACCGAGUUUUGGGGAAGAAGGGGGAAGGGACAUUUUCGGAAGUGCUCAAAAUCCAAAAUGUCCGGGAUGGGAGUUACUUCGCUUGUAAGAAAAUGAAACAGCAUUAUGACAGGUACGGUAGCAGAAAUGUCCUUCACCUUCAAUAAAGUGUUCCUUCUUAGUUUGUAUGUUUGAAAUACUUUGUGUUCUAGCCUAGAACAAGUUAACAAUCUUCGCGAAGUACAAGCAAUGCGUCGUUUGACCCCUCACCCGAAUGUAGUCGAUUUAAAAGAAGUCAUAUUGUAAGUGAAGGAAAUUCGUGUAAUAUAGUUUUACUGUAAACGUACUAAAGUUUCCUAAAGGACAAUUUAGCAAUACAAUGCUUGUUUUUAGUGACCGAAAAAGCGGGCACUUGGCUUUAGUUUGCGAACUAAUGGAUAUGAAUCUUUAUGAGCUUAUAAGAGGUAAAAUAUGUUAUCAUUAUUAAAGAUAGCGUACACUAUUUGUCCGUUUAUAUUUAAAAUUUUUACAAGGUUUAAUGAAUACAGCUUACCGGGCGGCAUUUCAAAAAAAAAUAGUAGAAUUAGAAUUGAAAAUAAGUGUAUAUACUUAAUAUCACAAAAACGUUCGCAAGAAAUUAAUUAGAAAUCUUUGCGUCCGAAUAUAUUCUGUGGAAAAAUGCACAUUUUUUCCCCGUUUCUAAAACCUUUUUUAAAAUAAACUGUCCGCGGUUUGUUUAGUUAUUUCAUAAAAGGCUAGACUGUUUUAUUUGAUAAUUUCAUCAAAAGGAAAUAUACAGUACAACAGUGACAUGUUAAUUUUCUAUAUGCUCUUGCCAGCAGCUGAUAAUAUAUUUAUCUUUUGUCGUCUGUCAAGAAAAUUAUAAAUUCUCCUUUGAAAAUUCGACAUUUUGGGCUUUAAAUAAGCAAAUAGCAGAUGUGUUCUCGGUGUUCCCUACCUAAAAGAAGAUUAAUGUAUCAGAUGUUUUGGCAACUAAGUUCUCAAAAAGUGUGCUUUUAAUUUUUUCUAUAUAAAAUUUGCCCAUUUUUGAAGCAAUUUCAAUGCACCUGUCUGUUCUUUAUGAGAACGUUCUAGCCGUGUUAAGCCUUGUAAUAUUUUAAUCAUACAGUGUAAAUUAUACAGCUGUCAAUAUGGCAUAAUUACUCCAGCACUCUGGGACCAGAGUCCAGUAAAAUGGCUGUGUUUCUGUUUUAUUUUUUACCCAAAUACUCAUUAUUCAACCAAUAAAGGGAGAAGACAUUAUUUACCAGAGGAUCAAGUAAAAAACUACAUGUAUCAAAUAUGCAAAUCUAUUGAUCACAUGCACAGGUAACAAACAGUCUGUAUGAGAAAGUAAUACUGAACAGGAAGUAUGUAGUGAUCACUCAACAGGAAGUGAUUAAUAUGCAGUGGCUCUCAACAGGAAGUGAUUAGUAUGCAGUGACAUUCAAACAGGAAGUGAUUAGUAUGCAAUGGUACUCAACAGGAAGUAAUUUGUAUGCAAGGGCAUUAUAACCAGGAAGUGAUCAGUAUGCAUUGACACUCAACAGGAAGUGAUUAGUAUGCAGUGACACUCAACAGGAAGUGAUUAGUAUGCAGUGACACUUAACAGGAAGUGAUUAGUAUGCAGUGACACUUAACAGGAAGUGAUUAGUAUGCAGUUACACUCAACAGGAAGUGAUCAAUACACCACAGCUAAGUUUUAAAGUACAUGCAUAGACUAAGGACCAUAUCUCAUAACCAAGACUAUUCUUUGAUUAGGAAUGGUAUAUUUCAUCGAGAUGUUAAGCCUGAAAAUAUCUUAGUGAAGGUAAGAAUGUGAUAGAUCAAAAAUGGUUGUUCUAAUUGUGGAAAUGAGAGAAAAAAUUAUUUCAAUGUUUCUAGAAUGAUGUUGUAAAAUUAGCAGAUUUUGGAUCAUGUAGAAGUGUAUAUUCGAAGCAACCCUAUACAGAAUACAUAUCAACUAGAUGGUUAGUAAUCAAUUGUUACAUUUGGUAAUUAAUUUAACAAGGGUAUUACAUGUAAUGAAACUAAUUAGUUAGCAUGUACUAAAUAAUGAAUUGGUAAUUAAUUGUUGAAUUAAAUCGACUUUAAGGUACCGUGCACCAGAAUGUCUUCUGACAGACGGGUAUUAUUCAUAUAAAAUGGAUAUCUGGAGUUUAGGUUGUGUAUUUUUUGAAGUUCUAAGGUAUGGGACGUAUUUAUUAUAGAUUUCCAUUGCCACAUUCUGUCAUUCAUAAUGUCACACACUAUUCUGUACAUAUUUCGUUCUUCUUAUUAGUUUACAUCCAUUGUUUCCUGGUUCAAACGAAGUUGAUCAAAUCGCAAAAAUCCACGACGUUCUAGGCACACCAGCUCAAAGUGUUCUACAAAAACUCACAAAGUAUGUGGCUCGCCAAUAAAUACAAUAUUCGUCUUGGGAAUUAUAUUCAAUGGACAGAAUCUCAAACAGAUGAUCCGUCUGGACGAACUUGGGCAAAGAAAAGAUAGUUAAUCUAAUGUUGUGUUUAAAAAUUCCGACAGCUUGUCAACAAGAUGUGUUCGCACUGCUUGUUCCCAGUUGUUGACAAGUCUGGAACAAGUUGUUAUCAUCUUGUAACAAGGUUGAUGAGGCCAACAGACUCGCUACAAGUUGUUCCAACAAGUCUGAUAUCGUCUGCACGUAUAACAAGUUGUUAACAAAUUGAUGACAACAAGUUCGUAGCAACUCGUUACGAACAGCCUGUAUUAGUCUUGUUGGAACAACUUGUAGCAAGUCUGUUACCGUCAUCAACCUUGUAACAAGAUGAUAACAACUUGUUCCAGACUUGUCACAACAACUGGGAACAAGCAGUGCGAACACAUCCUGAUAUCGACUUCACAACAACCUUGUUAUAACUUGUUUGCAGAUCUAACAACUGGCGCGAUUUUACGCGUGUACAAAUCAUGCAAAUUCCUUUCUUACAAUGGUAAUUUACUUCAUUUUGUAGCAAAUCACGCAGCAUCAAUUUUCAAUUUCCACAAAAACAAGGAACAGGGAUACGUAAACUGCUCCCGCACGUUUCAACAGAAUGUAUAGAACUUAUAGAACUCAUGUGUACCUACGACCCUGACGAAAGGUAACGUUUGAGAACGAUGGAAAUUCUUCACUUUUGAUUGUGAUAUACGAAAUUCAUUGACUAAAGCGUGGUUUACACUAUCAAAGUUCUGUGAUCACAGCAGGAAUUUUGCAUAGGUAACUUCUAAGGUUUGAAGGACUUGUAAGAAAUAUUUUAGGGAACGGAUUCAGUGUUAAACAACGAAUCAGUUUCUUCAAACAUUUCUUACAAAUCCUUCAAAACUUAGAAUUUAUCUAUGCAAAAUUCCUACUGUGAUCACAGAAACUUUGAUAGUGUUAACCAGACUUAUUGGAAGAUUGUUAAUAAUUAUACUGCUAUAGUGCCUAUACUGUAUAUAUGACAUCACAAAUUAUGUGUUCUUUUUUUCACAGAAUUUCUGCGAGACAGACUUUGCGUCAUCACUAUUUUAAGAAACUAAGGUAGCGAUAUUUUGAAUUGAAAUACAGUCGAUGCUCUAGACUUGCUUCAAGUCUCUCUCUGUGUUUCCGAUAAAGAAUUCUGGGGAGGGAAAGUAGGGAUAGGAGAGGAAAAGAGUGGAUCUCCCAGGGGCUUGGGAAUCGAUACGGAGUUUGAGAAGUCUAUUGAAACUCUAAUAACAGGCUCCAAUUAACGGAGGUCGUUUCAAAUGUGUCCAAUGAUGAGGAACGCCAAACAUCUUCAAACGCUCCAAAGGAAAACCUACAAGGAAUGAUAUGCUUUUUAACUUUGCCUUCCAGAGAUGCAGAUAAGAGAGCGGCUGCCUUAGAGAAGGAAAGGCAUAAAGAAAGAGAUCAACAAUCCAGGAUCCAUGGUGCAAUUCUCACCAAACACAAAACUCACAGAAGACCAAAGGUAACGAAACAUUGUUUGGAUUGAGUGAGAGUUUCUCACUCAUUGGUACGUGAGCAGAUUUCCCAACAGGCAAUUGCCCAAUUGACAGGGGACCCGAGGUACCUACGAUUCUAACGUCCUUGUUCGAGAGGACGCAAAAGUCCAACCAUUUACUGAUGUCAAUGUAAAGGUGUAGCACUUUCUCCCGAAUUAUUUUAAGAGCUUGAGUAAGGAUUGAACCCGAGUCUCCCAGCUUGAAAGGCAAGCGAGCACAAGAGCUGAUUGAUGUCUAGUUUUACCUUCUGCAGAUUCUACGGUUUAUAUAGAAGUUCAUAUAUGUACACUUUCUCUCUAGAAAAAGACCUACCAAGAAGAAGCUAAGCCUAAAGUAAGUUUUAUAAGUUAUAGUAGUUCUCAUGCAACUUUUGUUUGGUAUAACUUCUCCACAUCAACAAGAGAACUCGAAUGCAUGGCGAACAAUGUAGCGACCCAGAGAACAAUAUGGCAGCCCAGAUAGAAACUUAUAGCAAGUCAAGAAGAGCAGUAUAGGAUUGUGACCUCCUUUGCAACACCAAUCAACAAAUGUAAAAGGAGAAUAAUUGAAUGCGUUUCUGUCUUGCAGGGUUUACUAGGAGAUGGAAGCUUCCUCCCUCGCAUAGCGGGAGCAACACGUACAUCCAACACAAGUGUCAAAUUUCCAACUGCCUUCCCAACCAUCACCAACAUACAACCCAAAGAUAACAACGUCAAGGUAGAAUGUUCUUCUUCAUAAUAUUUUGUUUACCAUACUUAUAUUCUGUACACCGAGUGUGUGUUCAGUGUAUUGGAAGGCAAAUAACUGGAAUAAGGAGAUAUGGGAUAAUUUUCUUCCUCUAUGAGCUUCAACGAUUAUGAUCAGUAUCGCUGCUCCUUGACGGCUCAUUGAAAGCCAUUUUUUUAUUUCUUUUCAGCCACAAAAUGUCAAACAAAUGUUCCCACAUUAUACGUUACCGGCGCUGGAAAAACACGGAGGACACUGAACCUAGGAUUACUCAACAUGAGAUUUUGAUAAGUAAUGAAGACGUGUUACCACCAUUGUGAAGAUUUUAGGUCGUCUCUAAAAUAACCAAGAUGUGAAAAUAGAAUUGCAGAAAUAUCUGUUUAAAUAGGAAUUUGUAAAUACUCCUGCGUCAAGAACAAGAUCUAGGAAAAUCAUGAUGGAUUCAUCAUGGCUGUACGUAUGAUGGAAUAGUUUUUGUACGCACAAACUUUUUAGUUUGUGAAUUGUAAUUUAAUUUUAGGUUUACCGUAUUUUUUAAAACUUUGCACUCAAUAAACUUAUAUUUUUACACUGCGUGUUACAAUUAUGUUUAUACAGUAGGACAGCAAGCUGUCGAAACCCAGGUGAAAGUCGCCAUUACACUAUCAAAGUUUCUGUGAUCACAGUAGGAA